AUGGCGAGCACAUCCUCUCCCAGCCCUGCGACAUGCCAAUCCAACUUCGAGCAGGGCGUCGCCCUGACGCUACACCUCUGGGAAGCUCUCAGUUUAGCCGUACAAAACAACUGGGGCGGCCCAGACUCAGCCGAUAAGCGCGACUGGUUCGCAGGCGCCAUUGUCGAGCUCUUUCCCGACAUCUCACAACUAUCCGCUGCGCAGCUGCAGACUAAGAUCGCCGCCUCCUCUCAACAACAACCGCAACAACAACAACAACAAUCCCAGCCCCAAAACAGCUCCCGAUCACAGACACAAACAACACAAGCAGCCGCCUCGUCCACCGAAGAGCCUGACAAAGAAGACGUCGAAGCCGUGCUUCUGCAAGUCAUGCUCGACGAGUUCGAAGUUAACGUUGACGACGACUCUGGCUACGAAAUCGCCGAUCAGAUCCUCAAUUUACGCAGUGAGUGCCUGCGAGGCCGUUUUGAUGGGGUGGAUGCUGUGCGCCGGCGGUGGGAAGGGAAGAAGGGGAAUAAAGUGGUGUUCAAGAAGGUGGAGGAGGCGGAAGGGGACGGGGAGACGGAUUGGGACACGGAUGAUGAUGAGGAGGAUGGUGAGAGCGGCGAGGAGAACGGGGAUGUGGAGAUGGGAGAGGCGCCAGCGUUGGUUAGGAGGGAGAGGGAAGAGCCGGAAGUGGAUGAGGAUGGGUUUACGAAGGUGACGAGGAAGAAGAGGUGA
This is a messenger RNA of Dichotomopilus funicola, 720 nucleotides long. Its product is annotated as Pre-rRNA-processing protein TSR2-domain-containing protein. The coding region runs from base 1 to 720 and encodes 239 amino acids. Gene Ontology annotation, cellular component: nucleus. Lineage: Eukaryota; Fungi; Ascomycota; Sordariomycetes; Sordariales; Chaetomiaceae. The transcript is spliced from 2 exons. The record is from RefSeq and is a predicted model, not a curated record. Gene Ontology annotation, biological process: maturation of SSU-rRNA from tricistronic rRNA transcript (SSU-rRNA, 5.8S rRNA, LSU-rRNA).